CAUCGAUGGCUCAUGUACCACCAUGGCGGCCGAGAUAGCGCUUGAACAGGCCUGGUCGAGCGCAGCACGUUUGCGAUUGGCCUCGCAGAUCGUCCACCUAGAAGAUCAACCCGCGGUCCUGGGUGAUAUCGAGUCGCUUCAGGGUUGUCGAGUGAUCCACGGACGAUGUCCUCCGACGGACGUGUAACCCAUGACCUUCGUGGCACUUCUCGGGCACCCAGCAUCUUCCCGGGCGAGCGGUGGUCCAUCCUCACGAUAAGAAUAAUUCGCGUGAAGCUCGUACGGAUUCGAGGUCUGAGCGGCACGCUUGGGGGCAUUGUCAGACUACCGCCCUCCCACGCUCUGGCGAAUGUACAGGAUGCUGCGUCUUCGACCGGAUCUCGGUCCAGAGCGGCGUCACGGGUCAGUUCCUCGAUGUAUCCCGGACCAUCCUUGGUUCACCAGCCUGUUCCAGGAUCUACCGGAUGACCUCAGCGCGCACUCCGGGUGCAGUCGUGCUUAGCCACCGCAUCUCAAAGGUGGGGAUGCACUGACAUGAUGCCCUAACUCCAACAAUGUGAUCA
Punctularia strigosozonata HHB-11173 SS5 is the source of this 563-nucleotide messenger RNA. RefSeq lists its product as uncharacterized. The record is from RefSeq and is a predicted model, not a curated record. Bases 166 to 468 code for a protein of 100 amino acids. The transcript has a single exon. Lineage: Eukaryota; Fungi; Basidiomycota; Agaricomycetes; Corticiales; Punctulariaceae.